Molecule: messenger RNA, 9746 nt
Organism: Sphaerodactylus townsendi
Lineage: Eukaryota; Metazoa; Chordata; Lepidosauria; Squamata; Sphaerodactylidae
Gene: ARFGEF2
Product: ADP ribosylation factor guanine nucleotide exchange factor 2
Exons: 39
Coding region: 197-5605 (1802 amino acids)
Biological process (GO): regulation of ARF protein signal transduction
Molecular function (GO): guanyl-nucleotide exchange factor activity
Source: RefSeq, a predicted model, not a curated record
CGUUCGAUAAGGUAGCCUCGAGAAACAGAGGGGGGUCACGUGACGGUUCCAAUAUGGCGGCGCCGUGUCGCCGUCCACUCCCUCAGAGGGAGUCGCGUCUCUUCCGGAUCGUGGAGCCCGGCUGCGGCCGGAGUCUUUGAAGGCCGUUUCCCGCCCGUCGGCGGACCGGCACCUGGCUCGACGACCCGUCCCGGCCAUGCAGCCACAGCAGCAGCAGCCCUCGGCCCGCGAGCAGGACACCCGCACCAAAAGCAUGUUCGUGUCGCGGGCCUUGGAGAAGAUCCUCUCCGAAAAGGAGGCGAAGCGGCCCCCGCACGGACAGCUGCGGAGAGCCUGCCAAGUGGCGCUGGAUGAAAUAAAAGCAGAACUCGAAAAGCAAAGCCAAGGCAAUGUAACUACCCCAAAAGCAAACUUCAUUGAAGCAGAUAAAUAUUUCCUGCCAUUUGAAUUGGCCUGCCAGUCAAAGUCCCCGCGGAUUGUCAGCACCUCCUUGGACUGCUUGCAGAAACUCAUUGCAUAUGGACAUAUCACUGGUAAUGCACCUGACAGUGGAGCUCCUGGAAAACGCCUGAUAGACAGGAUAGUUGAAACAAUCUGCAAUUGUUUUCAGGGUCCCCAAACUGAUGAAGGUGUGCAGCUACAAAUAAUAAAGGCUCUUCUUACUGCUGUCACAUCCCCAUAUAUAGAAAUUCACGAGGGAACAAUUCUUCAGACCGUUAGAACUUGCUAUAAUAUCUAUCUAGCCAGUAAAAAUCUCAUCAAUCAAACAACUGCCAAGGCUACCCUCACUCAGAUGUUGAAUGUUAUUUUCACAAGGAUGGAAAACCAAGCUAUACAAGACGCUAGAGAAUUAGAAAAAACAAAUCCACAAAAAUGCCACUCUCCCAUGAUUUAUUCUGCGUCAGGGUCUCCAAAGUUUGGCCGGUUGCAAUAUAACCUGCAGGAGAGCAAACCUUCAACUCCUGUAAAAGCCGAUCUGGCUAACGGUGAGCCAGAAAGUACCGAAAACGGGGAGCAGAAGCCAAAGAACGAUUUGACUCCUCCAGCAUUCGAAGAAGAAACUGAUGGAUGCAAACAGAUUAUUAAAGAAAUCUUGGAGGAUGUGGUCACUUCAGCAGUUAGAGCCUCUUUAGAAGAAGAAGCAAAAAAGCAGGCUGUUUCUGAAUCGGGCAGAGUGUCGUCUGAACUGGAAACUGUAGCCCCUGCCUCUCCCAGUGGUACUAAUGAAAAUGCACAAGCAAAUGGGAUUCCAGAUGAUAGACAGUCAGUUUCUUCCACAGAUAACCUGGAAACAGAUGUCCCUGGACCACAAGCAGCUGCCAAGUUCUCCCAUAUCCUUCAGAAGGACGCCUUCCUUGUGUUCCGGUCGUUGUGCAAACUUUCCAUGAAACCGCUUGGUGACGGCCCACCAGAUCCCAAGUCCCAUGAGCUACGCUCUAAGAUAGUGUCCCUCCAGCUGCUUCUCUCAGUUUUGCAAAAUGCUGGCCCAGUCUUCCGGACGCAUGAAAUGUUUAUAAAUGCAAUCAAGCAAUAUCUCUGUGUAGCAUUAUCCAAAAACGGGGUGUCUUCUGUUCCUGAUGUCUUUGAGCUGUCUCUUGCCAUCUUCCUCACCCUUCUUUCUAAUUUUAAGACCCAUUUAAAAAUGCAGAUUGAGGUGUUUUUCAAAGAAAUCUUCUUGAACAUUUUAGAAACCUCUUCCAGUUCUUUUGAGCACAAAUGGAUGGUGAUUCAGACCUUGACUAGAAUUUCUGCAGAUGCCCAAUGUGUAGUGGACAUAUAUGUUAACUAUGACUGUGAUUUGAAUGCUGCUAAUAUUUUUGAAAGGCUAGUAAACGACCUGUCUAAAAUUGCACAAGGACGGAGUGGACAUGAAUUAGGAAUGACACCUCUACAAGAACUCAGCCUAAGGAAGAAAGGCCUUGAAUGUUUAGUCUCUAUUUUAAAAUGCAUGGUAGAAUGGAGCAAAGAUCUAUAUGUGAACCCCAACCAUCAGGCCAGCCUUGGUCCUGAUAAGUCUUCUGAUCAGGAAAUGGGUGAAGGCAAAUGUUUGGAGAUGGGAGGAAGAAGAAGCAGUGCCAGUUCCUUGGACUCAACGAUCUCCUCAGGAAUCGGGAGUGUCGGCACCCAGACCGCUCUCCACGAUGACCCCGAGCAAUUUGAGGUUAUCAAGCAACAAAAAGAGAUCAUUGAACAUGGGAUUGAAUUGUUUAACAAAAAAUCGAAGAGAGGGCUGCAGUACUUACAGGAGCAGGGAAUGCUUGGCGUAACGGUAGAAGAUAUAGCACAGUUUCUGCACCAAGAAGAACGCCUCUGUUCUAGCCAAGUGGGAGAAUUUCUGGGGGACAGCAACAAAUUUAACAAGGAAGUGAUGUACUCCUACGUGGACCAGCUUGAUUUCUGUGGAAAGGACUUUGUUUCUGCUUUGCGGAUAUUUCUGGAAGGAUUUAGGUUACCUGGCGAAGCCCAGAAGAUUGAUAGGCUCAUGGAAAAAUUUGCUGCGAGAUACAUUGAAUGCAACCAAGGACAAACUCUCUUCGCUAGUGCUGACACUGCCUACGUUUUAGCAUAUUCUAUUAUAAUGCUGACAACAGACUUGCACAGUCCUCAGGUGAAGAACAAGAUGACUAAAGAGCAAUACAUAAAAAUGAAUCGUGGCAUCAAUGACAGUAAGGACCUUCCAGAGGAUUAUUUGUCUACUAUCUAUGAUGAAAUAGAAGGAAAGAAAAUAUCAAUGAAGGAUACAAAAGAAUAUGCAAUUGCAACUAAAUCCACUAAACCAAAUGUAGCCAGCGAGAAGCAGCGACGGUUGUUGUACAACCUGGAGAUGGAGCAGAUGGCAAAGACUGCUAAAGCUCUGAUGGAGGCAGUAAGCCAUGCGAAGGCCCCUUUUACUAGCGCUACUCACCUGGACCACGUCAGGCCCAUGUUCAAACUCGUGUGGACUCCAUUGCUGGCUGCUUAUAGUGUCGGCCUUCAGAACUGCGAUGACACCGAAGUUGCGUCCUUGUGCUUGGAAGGAAUACGAUGUGCUAUACGAAUCGCCUGCAUUUUUGGCAUGCAGCUUGAAAGAGACGCUUACGUGCAAGCUCUUGCCCGCUUUUCCUUGUUGACUGCCAGUUCCAGCAUCACAGAAAUGAAACAAAAGAACAUAGAUACAAUCAAGACUCUAAUUACUGUGGCUCACACUGAUGGCAACUAUCUAGGGAAUUCCUGGCAUGAGAUCUUGAAAUGCAUCAGCCAGUUGGAGCUGGCACAACUCAUUGGCACUGGAGUGAAAACACGCUACCUCUCUGGGUCUGGACGGGAAAGAGAAGGGAGCCUCAGAGGUUUCACCUCUGGAAGUGAAGAGUUCAUGGGGCUUGGACUAGGCAACCUUGUGGGCGGAGGAGCUGAUAAAAGGCAAAUAGCCAGUAUUCAAGAAUCUGUUGGAGAAACCAGUUCACAAAGUGUGGUGGUGGCAGUGGACAGAAUAUUUACUGGGUCAACAAGACUGGAUGGAAAUGCAAUCGUUGACUUUGUUCGAUGGCUGUGUGCUGUUUCCAUGGACGAGUUGGCUUCCCCUCACCAUCCUCGCAUGUUCAGCUUACAGAAGAUUGUUGAAAUCUCCUACUACAAUAUGAGUCGAAUUAGGCUGCAGUGGUCCAGGAUAUGGCAUGUGAUUGGAGAUCAUUUCAAUAAGGUUGGUUGUAAUCCUAAUGAAGAUGUGGCCAUAUUUGCAGUUGAUUCAUUGAGACAGCUGUCAAUGAAGUUUCUUGAAAAGGGAGAGCUGGCCAACUUCCGGUUCCAGAAGGACUUUCUGAGACCCUUUGAGCACAUAAUGAAGAAAAACAGAUCUCCGACGAUUCGUGACAUGGUGAUUUGCUGCAUCACUCAGAUGGUGAAUUCUCAGGCUGCUAAUAUCCGCUCAGGGUGGAAAAAUAUUUUUGCAGUAUUUCAUCAGGCAGCAUCAGAUCAUGAUGGGAAUAUUGUGGAGUUGGCAUUCCAGACAACAGGGCACAUAGUUACCAAUAUUUUUCAACAGCACUUUCCUGCAGCAAUAGAUUCCUUCCAGGAUGCCGUGAAAUGUUUAUCAGAGUUUGCUUGUAACGCUGCAUUUCCAGACACCUGUAUGGAAGCAAUUAGAUUGAUCCGGUUUUGUGCUAAAUAUGUUUCAGAAAGACCUCAGGUUCUGAGAGAAUACACAAGCGAUGACAUGAACGUGGCUCCUGGAGAUAGAGUUUGGGUCCGAGGAUGGUUUCCUAUUUUAUUUGAGCUUUCUUGUAUUAUUAAUCGGUGUAAGCUAGAUGUACGCACAAGAGGCCUAACGGUUAUGUUUGAAAUUAUGAAGAGCUACGGGCAUACCUUCGAGAGGCAUUGGUGGCAGGAUCUCUUCCGUAUUGUGUUUAGGAUAUUUGAUAACAUGAAGCUACCAGAGCAGCAAACGGAGAAAUCUGAAUGGAUGACCACUACGUGUAAUCAUGCACUUUACGCCAUCUGUGACGUGUUCACACAGUUCUACGAAGCUUUGAAUGAGAUUCUUCUUUCUGACAUAUUUGCACAGUUACACUGGUGUGUAAAACAAGAUAAUGAGCAGCUGGCUCGAUCAGGUACCAACUGCCUAGAAAGCCUGGUAAUAUUAAAUGGGGAAAAAUUCAGUCCAGAUGUUUGGGACCAGACCUGCAAUUGUAUGCUAGAGAUUUUCAAAACUACAAUUCCUCAUGUGUUGCUGACAUGGAGGCCGGCAGGAAUGGAAGAUGAUUCGUCUGAAAAGCACUUGGAUGUGGACCUGGAUCGCCAGUCUUUAAGCAGCAUUGAUAAAAAUGCUUCAGAAAGAGGUCAAAGCCAAUUUUCAAAUCCCACAGAUGAAAGUUGGAAAGGUGGCCCUUAUUCGAACCAGAAACUCUUUGCCAGCCUCCUCAUCAAAUGUGUGGUGCAACUGGAACUGAUUCAGACCAUUGACAACAUAGUAUUUUACCCAGCAACUAGCAAGAAGGAAGAUGCUGAGCAUUUGGCUGCAGCUCAGAGGGAUACCCUAGAUGCAGACAUCCACAUUGACACCGAAGAUCAAGGAAUGUACAAAUACAUGUCUUCACAACAUCUUUUCAAGUUGCUGGACUGUCUGCAAGAGUCUCAUUCAUUCUCAAAAGCUUUUAAUUCAAAUUACGAACAACGGACUGUCCUGUGGAGAGCUGGAUUCAAAGGUAAAUCAAAACCCAAUCUUUUAAAACAAGAGACAAGCAGUUUGGCUUGUUGCCUGAGAAUCCUUUUCCGAAUGUAUGUCGAUGAAAACCGCAGAGACUCUUGGGAUGCUAUACAAGAGAGACUUCUGAAUGUAUGCAGUGAAGCACUGGCCUAUUUUAUUACCGUGAACUCAGAAAGCCACAGAGAGGCCUGGACUAAUCUCCUACUGCUGCUUUUAACAAAAAUACUUAAAGUCAGUGAUGAAAAGUUUAAAGCUCACGCGUCAACGUAUUAUCCCUAUCUCUGUGAAAUAAUGCAGUUUGACCUGAUCCCAGAGCUUCGAGCCGUGUUGCGGAAGUUCUUCUUGCGUAUAGGGGUAGUAUUCAGAAUCUGGAUUCCCGAAGAACAGUUACGGACAACUGGGACCCAUUCACUUGCAUGGUAGCUCCAUGGCUGCUCUUUUCUAAAGCUUGAGUGAAAUUUAUUUAAAGAAUGAUGACAGGAGGAGAGAAAUUCAUCACUACUAGGUCUGUCUGAAGAAAAGGAAGAAGAAAAACAUUGAGAGCCACAGGGUUAAACUGAUCAAGCUGGUGUUUCUGAAGAAAAACUUGUCUUUUCCGAUUCUGGCUGCCCUAUAAAAAUAGCUGUUAGCAUUUUCACAAUUUAAAUCAGUAAAUGUCCAGUCAUUCUUAUCCACUAAGCUUGUCUCUUCAGAUCUGUUUGCAACGGUUCCCUCUUUUAAUGCCUUCUAGUGAAUUCCCCUUAAUCUGCUGGAAAUGAUUAAUGAAUGGAAACUAAUUUCCACAGAUAAUAUUGAAUAAAUACGUGUAGGUUUGUGAUAUAUUACAAAUAUAUUAAUAGUUAAGAAAUGGGGGAAAUCAUGCCGGAAUCAUUCUCUUUUUCUUAUUGUUCCGCAUCCAAUUUUAAAAUGAUCUAUGUGUUUAUACCGGGUCCUUUUUUCAAAUGGUUUGGGGCAGUCUCUUCUGUAAACACAUGGCAAGAAGGCAUUUGGGCAGUCUGAGCCAGCAAAAACCCAAGGCAGUCUUUUUCUGCACCCAUAUAUAUUGCCAGCUGUGUGUUACAGAAUACAUGCAGAAAGGUGAUGCUUGGGUAACCCAUAUUGGAUCAGUGUGUAGCUGAUAGUUCUUUUUUCACCACCCCUUGAUACUGGGAAAGUAUCUAUACCUUAUUCUCCAAGUUCAACAAAGUCACAUGUAGAGAUAUAGUUACAAAAGUAACCCCCCCCCCAUAAAAAAAAACAGCACAAGACCAUUAUCAUAGCUCUUAAUCCAGUUUGAAAUCUCUGAUCGUUUGAGUGGGAAAGUCCAUUGAGAGCUUUGGGAAUUCUUCUGAUUCUUUAUAUUUAAUCCCAUGAAGCAAAUGAUAAAUAACUCUUUGAAAUACACAUGGAAUGAAUUAAAAUUUGUACUGGCUGAUCAAACCCCUUUCCCUUUUUGAGUAGUUACCUAGAGUAGCAUUUGGGUAGGAACAAUCUACAUCUUUAAUGUGCAUCAAGAUAUAUUCUAUUUUUACUGUGGAGCUGAGAGAGAUGGUUGUUUAAUUGCUUAGAUAGCACUGAUUAUCAACGGUGGUGUGAAGAAGAAAAAUCUGGUUCCUUUUUGGGACCACCUGAUUUAUUAAUAUAAGUGCACAUGUACCUGCAACAAAAGCCUGUUCGUUGGGUGGGUGGGUGCGUGGGAGUAAAUAGGAAAUGAAUUUGGAGUUUUAUCAGUGCAGUUCUUUCAGCUCUUCUGAUUUUGCAGCUGCACGUUGUUGUUUUUUCUUUUGUAAGUCCGCAUUUUAGUAUCCUUGGCCCACUGAAGGCAAUAGUCGUUUUGUAAGGACAGCAGGGCAGCACCUGCGUGGUUUGUAUUCCACUCUGAUGUAAUGAGUAUUUUAUUUGUAUGAAAGGGGAAGAAGCUGGAUUCUGUCCCAGUGUAUUAAAACUGCAAUUGCAAAAGUAUUAUCAAUUAUAUUUUAUGCUAGCCAUAUCUCCAAAUGAGGACUGUAAGAGUGUUAAAAUGGGUGGUGUCAUGAAUCUUAAUUCUAAACAAAGUUCUUUUCAAGUGAAUGCCUUUGAAGAAUGGUGGCUUCUGAGUUAAAAUGAAUUUAACAUUAGAAGCCAGCGUGCUUGAUAUUGGAGGGCCAGAUUGUUGGCUAGAUUUUUUUAAUCAUACUGGUGCUCUCUUUUUCUGUCAACUUAACUUUUGUUUAUAGCCGAGCAAUCUGUUCUACAGUUCUUUUGUUUUGGGGUCAUCAGUAGGAUGAAUGAAAACUUUUUCUGAGAUUUAAUUUCUUUACCAAAGAAUUUUACAUGACAAAUGCAGAAUUUUGUCCCAUGUAAAGUAUGCAACAGCUGACUUAUAAGAAAUGGAUCGUAGUAGCAUUUAUUUACAGGCAAAAGGUUAAGUAAAAAACAACAACCAGGAGUUUAUCUUUCUUCUGCAAGGAAAGCAAUUCAGACUUUUAUGUUUUCCAAUUAGAGAAGUGAGAAUUCAGAAUUUAGAGAGGUCUUUCACAAAAUAACGCAAGAAAUGGUUUAUUUUUAUAUUGAAUUUUUUAAUUCCUUGCUCCACAUUCUUCUUGUAAUUGGAUUAUUUAUUUAUUUUUCGCUGUUAUUAAUGUGUAGUAAAAACUGUAGCUUGGUCCCAUCCCUAUUUGUCAAACAUUACUUGUUCAAAUUUGCAUCUAUUUGACUCGCUUGAGGAACCGUGGCAGCAUUACAACUAAUCUUUCAAAAUUUGAAUGAGAAGUGCAAUACAUAUGGUAUCUUCCAAAUCUUUGCAAUGUAAAAUACUGUGACGCUUUAUAUCUAUAUAUAUAUGAGAUAUUUGCUUAUAUGUAGAAUAUUCUGAUCAUAAAGCGUACAGCCUUUUAAAAGCCUUAGAGUUAAAUGACUUUAUUUACUUAGGAAUGCUGUGUAUAACAGUCAGCAGUCGCAUUUUCAAAUGGCUGUACUUAAAAGAUACUUGGGAAGUAAAUUCUAGAUUUACCAUGUGUGUUAUCCAGGAAUGGAAAGAGACUUCAUAACAGCCUUAUUCCAACUGUUUCUGAAAGUUUCUGUGUGUAUUAGAUUUGUAGAGAGUGGUGCUGUAGUACAUGUAAUGUCUGAGUGUGUUCUUACAGUGGCUGUUUCUCCAGUAUACUCUAUUCUCCCCCCUUUUUUUCCCCUUGGUAACACCAAGCUCCACGAACAAUGACAUGAAUUCUCCCCAGAAAUCAUUUCUGCUAACCUUACAAUGCCAUUGCCCAUGUAGUCAUGGCUGACAGAUCAAGAGCAAAAACCAUCAGCUCACAUGACACACAGGUGCCCUUUGUCCUGGCCAAUGCAAUCUCCUCUUUCUCUCUUUCCGUCCUUGAAAGAUUUGAUCAUUGUUAAAGGCUGUGUCUACAAUUGUGCUUAAUCACAGUGAACAUUAAUAGACUUUCUUCUAACCCUGGUUGGCAAACCUGCUUCAAACCGUGAAUCAAAGACACAUACCUCAGAUAAUAGUUAGUUCCAGUGCAGUUGUAAUAGCAAAACAUGACUGAAGCAGAAAAGGGGAGAAAUUUAUACUAGAGAAGAAAAGAAUGCAGAAAUCCACAGCCUGCUCCUGAUCUCUUAACCAUCAUUGCAUCAUUACUGCAGUGGGCCACACAGUACCCUUUUAAUAUUUUAAAUAGAAUAAAUAUUCACAAGUUCUGGUUACUGAAAGCCAUGCUACAAAUGGGUAUUUAAAAUACAGACCUACAGAAUAUCCAGACUGACAUGAAGACUUUUCAUUCUGUCAAUACUGAAGUGGCAGCUUAAACAGGUAAGAAAGAAGAGGACAAACCUGUUGAUGACAGAAGCCCUUAAGAUAACUUUAAUUUUAAUCCUUGCAUUAUUAUCUGGUGGCACAAAGCAACUUUUUUAUUCUUUUGCAUCCCAUAUGGAAGGGAGCUUUUAUUUAUGCAAAUUGUAAAACAUGGAACAAAUGCCCAGUACAGUUCCUUUAAUACGACUUCACAGCAGGACUACAGGCCACAGAUGUCAUAACCCUGCGUAUUUGCACACAAGCUGGCUUAGUUUUAAUUUUUAAAAGAUGGAGUCAGAUUAGGUAAAAUAGUUUGUCCAUUGUAUUUUAUAAGGGCAGUUUGGUCAGUGCUGAGGUUAAUGUAAGCCAAUGUAAGUGGCCAGUAAAAGUUUUCCCCGAAAUAUUUUAGAACCAACGAAAUGAUGAGAUGUGAUCCAUGGCUUUUGAAGCAAACAACAAAAUAGUCAUCUGUGAGAGGUGCAAUUCCCUCAUUGUCUUGACACUUUGUCUAGCAUAUCUUUGCAACUUUAAAUAAAAUAGACUUUGUGCAAAUGUAUGUUUUAUCUCUAUAAUGCCUAAAAUAAGUUACAAGCUACUUUUUUCUUAAGAGAUCUUCUAUUAUGAAGUGCAUUUAAUAUCAUUAAGUUAAUGAAAAGCAUUCCUUGCCCGAUGGAUGUAUACAUUUUUGAGAGAAUAGCAGAAUAAUUAUAUAAUAUGAAAAGUGAUGUAAAGUUUUUUACAUAAAAUAUAUAUAAUACUGUUGUAUUCCAUGCUUUAAUCAGGUGGUAAAUAAAGUUUAAAAACAAGCAA